Messenger RNA from Silurus meridionalis, 8543 nucleotides. It is a transcript of the gene kif26ab, whose product is annotated as kinesin family member 26Ab. NCBI's taxonomy places the organism in Eukaryota, Metazoa, Chordata, Actinopteri, Siluriformes, Siluridae. Gene Ontology annotation, biological process: microtubule-based movement. Gene Ontology annotation, molecular function: microtubule motor activity; microtubule binding; ATP binding. The record is from RefSeq and is a predicted model, not a curated record. Bases 306 to 6464 code for a protein of 2052 amino acids. The transcript is spliced from 16 exons.
GAAAGUGCCUCACAAAGAUGUUUGUUCAUAGCGCAUGGAUUGCGAGAGGAUUUCUAAUGGGCUUGUUGCUUAUUUGGACAUAUCCUACAACCCUGGGAUGAUACAUAUCACACGAGAUAAAAAACUGAAAAGCACUGAGGAUAAACUGAACGCUUUGCGUGAGUUACAGAUGGAUGUAUGAAAAAAACAUUCUCUGGAUUAAAAUCAAACCAUUAUUUUGGGGAAAGGUAAAAUGACUGAGUGGAGCAUAUCGCGUUCCACAUUCUCAAAUCUGCCCUAAAACUAAGGGAUUAUUGUCUCAUAAGAUGGAUGUACAAAAGUCCGAGGACGCGUCCGGGUCGGAAAAACCGAAUCCAACCGUCAUUGACUUGGGAACCUUUUUCGUGGACUCAGAUAUAAUAUUUGGAUUUACAAGUCAUCUUUUAAGACGGAAAGCAAAGCUUGAUGGCACUUCCAGUACAGAGUCUUCUUCCUGCUCUUCCUCCGAGCCCAGUCCGAGACAGAGGCGCUGUGGGAGCAGACCGCAGCCCGAGGGCGCGCGCUCAGUCAGCAUCGCCGAGACGGACCGGGACGACGUCACUAAAGCCGCAGACUUGUGCAAGCAAUGCCGUGUGACUGUGGAGGAGCUCAAGAGGCAAGCACUUGCCCUGACCGAGCCAACAUCUCUGCAGGACCCUGGUUUUGCCACUUUCCUCUUUGACCAGCUACAGUUGCCAGACUGGCCAGCCCAGGGUGGGCAUAAGGGGUUAAGAUGCCCGGUCUGUGCCACCCCCAUGCAACAUUUGAGACAGCACGCUUUACAGGAUCUCCAGGAGCUGUGCCCUGAUGCAGACUUGCCAACAAUGCCGGCUCAGCCCUCUAAAACCUUUCCUGGGCAGCCUACCAAAAUGACCACCCAUGGUGUGCUCACGCUCUCCUCCAGGUCCCCUGCAUCAAGAAUCCCUCACCCAGCCCAUAGUAUGGUGCCUGUGGGAGAGCAUAGGAGGGGUUUGAACUGGGCAUCCAGCACAAAGCCAAGUGUUCAGGUCACUGUAGGAGGAGGUGCUCUGGGUGGUGCACUUAGCUCUGUCACCAUACAGGCGCAGCAGUACCUGGAAGGCAUGUGGAGCAUCUCACGCGUCAACAACUUCCUGCCUCAGCCAAACCCGACACAUGGUCCUGUGGCUGAGCCUGAUCAGACUGCUCCACUCUCUGACACGGCUGCCAGUUCUGUCUCCAUUAACCCUACACGACAGAAAAGUCCAGUCCAAUUUGAUCCAGCUGUAACGCUGUCCUCUACCCAGCCUACCUCCACAUCCUUCUUCAUCAGGGCUGCACAGAAGCUGAACCUCUCGUCCAAGCGGAAAAAGAACCAGCCACCUAUGCUGCAGCCACCGGAGCCCUCUAUUUACCCCACCAACUUCAGCAGCAUCCUCCAGCUGUCCCCUCCACCCGCCCCACCAUGCCUGCUCAGGGCCAGUUCAAAGGCCAAGGAGAACCCUGGCAUGGGCAAGGUGAAGGUUAUGGUGCGGAUCUGUCCAUCUGUUGGAGUGCAGGACUCUUCAGAGUCUAUGUCUUUCCUUAAGGUGGACCAGCGGAAGAAACAGUUGACUCUAUAUGAGCCUUCGCUUCUAACUCAGCCCAGCUCGGGGCAUCGACAUACAGCUCUAGCUGUUCCAAAGAUGUUUGCUUUCGAUUCUGUCUUCACCCAAGAUGCCUCACAGGCUGAAGUGUGCUCAGGGACCGUGGCUGAAAUUAUUCAAUCAGUGGUGAAUGGAGCAGAUGGAUGCAUCUUUAGCUUUGGCCAUGUUAGACUUGGCAAGACGUACACCAUGAUUGGCAAAGACAGCUCUUCUCAGAGCCUUGGCAUUGCGCCCUGUGCCAUCUCCUGGCUCUUCAAGCUCAUCAGUGAGCGCAGGGAGAAAACUGGCACUCGCUUUUCUGUACGUGUCUCGGCUGUGGAGAUCUACGGCAAAGACGAAGGUCUGCAGGAUCUGCUCUCGGAUGUCUCAACAGGCAGCCUGCAGGAUGGCCAGUCGCCAGGGGUCUACCUGCGUGAGGAUCCCAUCUGUGGCACACAGCUUCAGAAUCACAGUGAGUUGCGGGCCCCCACUGCAGAAAAGGCAGCUUUCUUUCUGGAUGCAGCCCUCGCAGCACGCAGUACCAGCCAUCCUGAUACAGAUGAGGAGGACCGGCGCAACUCGCAUAUGCUCUUCACUCUUCAUAUUUAUCAGUAUCGAAUGGAGAAGAGUGGCAAGGGUGGAAUGUCUGGUGGUAGAAGCAGACUGCACCUUAUAGACUUGGGCAGCUGUGAAAAGGUGCUUAGUAAGAGCAGGGAUGGAGGUGGCGGUUUGUGUCUCUCCCUCACUGCCUUAGGCAAUGUCAUCCUGGCUUUGACAAAUGGAGCCAAACAUGUACCAUACAGGGAUAGUAAGCUUACAAUGCUGCUCCGUGAUUCACUUGGAAACAUCAACUGCAGGACAACAAUGAUAGCGCAUGUCUCUGACUCACCUGGUCAUUAUACUGAUUCACUCACCACUAUCCAGCUCGCCUCACGCAUACACCGCAUGAGGAAGAAAAAGUCCAAGUAUGCAUCCAGUUCCUCUGGAGGUGAAAGCUCCUGUGAUGAAGGGAGAAUUCGCCGACCCCCACAUUUAAGACCCUUCCAUCCACGGACGGUGGCCCUGGAUCCAGAUCUACCUUUACUAAUGAGUGAUCCAGAUUACUCCUCAAGCAGUGAACAGUCUUGUGAUACUGUUAUUUACGUUGGCCCUGGUGGUGCUACAAUUUCUGAUCGAGAACUCAGUGACAACGAAGGUCCACCGGCCUUUGUUCCUAUUAUCCCAUCCCUUAACAGAAAACAGCGUGGUAAAGAAGGGCCAACGGACCAAGACCAUUUUAAGUGCAACACCUUUGCUGAACUUCAGGAGCGACUGGAAUGUAUUGAUGGGAGUGAGGAACCAAGUGCUUUUGUUGGUGAAGUUAGAGGAUGCCAAGUAACUCCUAAGAUGGAUAUUAUCUCACAAAAGCCCAAAGAAGGGUCUUUUUCAGUUACAUUCAAUGCCUCUACCAAAACAUCUUCUUCUCAGCAGGACAACAUAUUGUGCAAACAUCCACUUACUGCUCACAGUAAACUCCUCGACAGCCCAAAACACAAAUCCAAAAAUGAACAUUCCAAAUUGCAAAAUGCUUCAGAUGGAGAUGUCCCUGUUGCUGCCUGUUGUAGAAAGUCAGAUAAUGCAAAGGGGGUGGAAACAGAUAGCUUAACUGCAUGCUCCCCUGGAAAUCAAGAUCCAGCAGCAGCAUUUCAAAACUCAGAGCCAGUGGUGAGAGAAAAGGUAUUCUUCAACAGGAAACAACUACCCAAACCUGCUCCUCCACCCCCCCAACCAAGAGACAGUACAAAGGAUAAUAGUGAAUUAGAAGAAAAGUGUGCCGUAAGGAUACCACCCAUUGGAAUGAGCCAUCAGGUACAGAAGCCAUGUGGUUCUGGCAGCAGCUCUCCUCUUUUGAGCAGGGUGCAUCAUCUAAACCCAAAGACCCCACUAGAGGUGUGCCAACUGUCCACACUUAGGGAGAGGGAUAUACUAAGGACUACAGUAACUCUGCAGCAACCAGUUGAGCUCAAUGGAGAGGACGAGCUGGUAUUCACCCUUGUAGAAGAACUAUCAAUUGGAAGUAUUAUGGACAAUGGAAGACCGUCCAGUAUUAUAAGCUUUAAUAGUGAUUGCUCUGUACAGGCCCUUGCUUCAGGAUCUAGACCAGUAAGCAUAAUUAGCAGCAUCAAUGAUGAAUUUGAUGCAUAUACAUCCAGUGUGGGUGCCUCUCAAGUAAAUAUUGAGAUGGUAGCACCAUUUCCAGAGGAAACGUGUGUCUCCUUAGACAGCCGUGGUUCUUCCAUCAGUUCUUGGCUUAGUGAAGUGAGUGUCUGCACUAUAGAGAGUGAAGGAGCACAAUCUGCAGAUGUUUUCCUUCCUGAUGGUACCCAAAUUGAAUCAGGAGGUACAUUUUACCUUGAUUCCCUUGGCAUGUUCCAAGCCAGUCCCCAGAAGGAACCCCAUAACUCCUUAAAUGAUAGUGGCUUUAGUUUCUCAGAGCUGGAUAGUGACAGUGCUACAUCAAGUAAACUUUCACUCAGUAAGUGCUCAUCCUCUCCAGAGUCCACAAAAGUGUCCAUCAGGAAUCAUUUUAAAAUGGCAAAACCAAAUAGCAUUAAUCAAUCUCCAACCCAGACUCUGCAAGACCCAUACAGUGUCCACUGCAGUCUUCCCAGGAAAAUGAAACCUACCUCAUCCCCAAUCCAGACCAGUAGCAUCAGUGGGAGCAGUAAUGGUAGCAGUUGGAGACGUGAACCAAUGAGGCUAGAGGGGAAGUCAGAUGACCCAUGGCAUCGAAAAGACAGUGUGCCAGAGUUGCCUGUGGCCUCAUAUUCAAGUCUUUCCUCUAAACAACUAAAAAAUGGAGUAAGUGGCAUACCCACUAGAAAAACAGGCACAGACUUUAACAGUAUUUCACGAAUUCCCACAACACAGGUGUCUACUUCAUCCCAAAGGGUGGUAGAUGGAUGUGAAAAAUCCAGCAGCAUUAAAAAAGUGGAGACACCCAGCAAAAUGCCACAGUUCAGAAGAGGUGCAACCACGCUUGGGACUGUUCCUGUCAUUCAUACAUCUAUUGAUGUCAAGGUUGGUCUUGACAUUGGUUCAUCAGGUAGCUGGAAGUUUUCAUCUUUGGAAAAAAAUGAGAAAGCAAAUAAGCAGGACAUUGUUAUGCUGCCUGGUGGUGUAUUACCUCCUCCACCUCCAGUGCGUAAGUCCAGUCUGGAUCAAAAGAAUCGAAUCUUGCUACCACCAAGUGCCUUAAAAUCUGCCUGUGAGACAGGAAAGUCACUGGUACUCAGGCCUGCAAAGUCAGAGGAUGAAAAUGAUCUGCGGUACAGAGGAGACUCCCACAGUUUAAGAGCAUCCAAUUUGAGAUUAGAUCAUAGUUUACUAAAAGCAACAUCAAGUCUUAAAUCCAGAGGAGCAAGAGGGGAAGCUGGGCAGAUGUAUGGAAGCCAGGUAUCACUAGAAAGGUCUGACAGUUUAACAUCUUUAGGAUCUAAACCCAUGCUCAGUCGAGAAAACAGUGGGGCCAGCCUAAGUGGAAAGUCAAGCAAAUCUGUUACUAAAUUUGGCUCACCAGUUGCCACUUCUUCCCCAACUACUACCUCUCCAAAUAUUUCUGUUACACAGUUGAACAUGGGAAAAAAUGGGCAGAUCAAAAACAGCCUUAACGCAAGACCAGUGCCUGUAAAUGGAAACAAAGCUCGCACAUUAUCUGCAAGCAAUUCCAAAGCCCUAAGUUCCUCAACUAAGUCUCUGACAACAUCUGCAACAAGGAAUGCUAACCUCCCACCUUCAGGAAAGAGUGCAUUACCUCGUGCAGGCACUGGAUGUAAUGGUAAAUCUACAAGGGGAACUAUAAUGGGUACUAAGCAAGCCAUGAGAGCAACUAACUCUCGAGUUGGUGAGCUGGCAUCAGGUAGUCCUUCUGGAAAACAACCAAGAGGAUCUGGCGAUUCUGACAGUGGGAACGACAGUGGUGUGAACCUUAAUGAAGACAAGCAUACACCUAUCCCCAUCCUGCCUUCUCCUUAUAGCAAGAUCACUGCUCCAAGACGUCCACAGAGGUAUAGCAGUGGGCAUGGAAGUGACAACAGCAGUGUCUUGAGUGGAGAGCUGCCCCCGGCAAUGGGGCGAACUGCACUGUUCUACCACAGUGGAGGAAGUAGUGGGUAUGAGAGUAUGAUCAGAGACAGUGAGGCCACUGGAAGUGCCUCUUCAGCUCAUGAUUCUAUGAGUGAAAGUGGGAUUUCUUCCAAUAUGCGACUUAGGAGCUCGAAGCCACCCAAAAAGAGAUCAAAUGGCAUUCAGAGGCGGCGUCUCAUACCUGCUCCUUUACCUGACACCACCUCACUGGGAAUGAAGACCGGAGCCACAGGCCAGUGGGUGGACCUGCCUCCUAUAUCUGGCCCAUUGAAAGAGCCAUUUGAAAUCAAGGUAUAUGAGAUUGAUGAUGUAGAGAGGUUACAGCGCCGGAGACAAGAACAGCCAGCAGAAAGCUCAUAUUUGCACUCUCCUGUUUUUCUACAGCAGUCAGUUCAGGAUGUUGAUAAGGGUCUGCUGUAUUUUAACACAAAACUGAAGGAUGUUGAGCGGCGGCAGCAACAGAUCAGAGAUCUCAGAAUUAAAUAUAAUACUCUAAAGGAAGAACUGGAGGACACCAAAGCCAGACUGAUGAUGGACCCCAGAAAGUGGAUUGGAGAGUUUGAGGUGGACCAGGACUUGGAUCCGGAAUCGCAGGAGUACUUGGAGGCACUUGAGCAAGUCACGAGUGAACUGGAGUACUGCGUCAACCUAUGCAAGUCACGUGUUAUGAUGGUGACCUGCUUUGACAUCAGAGUAGCAUCGGAGAUUCAAGAAGGACCGCGAGAGGUGGAGGUAUGAAAACAGGAUGGAAUCGAUGUAGAGAUAAAUGACGAGGUGUAGAAGUAAGAAAGAAUCUUGAAAGUCUGAAUGGAAGGAAAAUGAAAUGUAGCAGCCAAUUCACUGAUACGAAGAACUAAAAAAGACAAAGAUUACACUUAAAAGACUGGAGCACUGAACACUACAUAGAAGAGGAUUGUGUUAUCUUUGAGAAAUGACUGGUACUGGUAAUAUAGUGUGCCUCGCUCUGUGUAAUGGAUUUCAGAUGAAAGAAAAAGCAACAACCUGAUAUUUUUGGAUCAUCUAAUAUUGAAACAAGAUUGUCAUCAUUCAGCCAAGAGUUUUUUCUGCUAUACCACAAAAGUGCCUUUGUGAUAUAAUUUCAAUCAUUAUUUUUUGUAUUGGUGCUAGUGCUCUAACCAGCAUACCUAAGCCAACCCUUAACAUAUUACAUUUAAGAAGAAUUUUUUUAUAUUGCAUUGUAUAGUGUAUUUAUAUGAUUAAACAGUCUGUAAAAUACCAUUUUUUGUGAGAAUAUUAAAGGCACGAGGAAAAGUGAGCAAUAAGCUAAUGUUAUUGCAUUUUUCUAGACAUUGCCGUUCUCCUGUACUAUCACCUUUUCGCAUUUUGUCAUCCAACCUCUGGAGCCUUAUGUUCUCUUUCUAGUAACUAUGUGUGACUUCCUAACUUACAUAUCAAGCCAAUCUGUGAUGUCCUUUAAAGAGCUAUGUUUGUAAUACUGUUGUAAGUCAACCACUGCCAGCCUCGGUUGAACCCACACUUAAUAUAAAUCCCUUCAACUUUGACUCAGUUGCCUUGUGUAAUUUAAGGUAAAACAUGACACACAAUCAUAAUUGUAUAAGAACACAGUCUAAUAUGAGUGAUGUAUUGCAUUUGGUGUUCAUUUGAAGUCCCUCCUAGUCUUUCUUUAUUCGAUUUGAAUGUACAUAAGGAUUUGAAAAAAUAAAAAUAAAUGCAAUGAGAACCCAAAAAGCAAAGCCCAAAAGGCGACUUAUCUAGCUAUUUAUCUAAUUUGCAGUUUAAUCCAGUCAUUUUGCAUGACCAUGCAGUGCAAUCUGAUUUAAAAAUAAUGUUAGCUCUGGUUCUUGUUUACAUUUACUGAGACUGCAGCAGUGUGAAUUCAUCUUUGGGCUCUGUAGACUAGCUGUUAUUUGCAUAAAUCAGCUCAUGAAUCAUGCAGGCUGACAGACUGUGCAGAGUUCUACGAAGACUGAGAUGUCUCCUAGUAAGCACCUAAUCUAAAAAUAGUUUGAAAUACAUAAGAAAUACUGAUCAUAACCGUCCAUUGAAAAUAAGGAACUGAAAUAUUCAUCAUUUCCAUUGUUAUAAACCAUGUACUGAUGAAAGUGACGAUACAAAACUGCUACUGCUACAGGUCUUUUAACAUUGUUUUAAUGAACCACUGUGGAUAAGAUACACUGGAGUACUAGUGCCAGGCAUUGGUUCUAUGCAUUUUUGUAACGUUCAUGUAGAACCCAAAAAUGCUUUUGCCUUUAGCACAAAUGCACUGGCCUUAUUUGGACUUUCUGAGCAUUUCUUUCUGCCUUUUAAUCUUUACUGAUUAACUAGUCUAAAACUCUUACAAAUACCUCUAUACUCCUGAUGUCAUGGAGGCAACUGUACAAGUGUAGUUUGUCCACAAUGGCUGUUUGUUAAAUGUCUUUCAAAAUAUAUUCGUAAGCGACUUUUGCAUACCAGCAUAAUUACGAAGGCGGUUAUCAGAUCGUGUUAAAAAACCUUUUCCUUGUUAACCUUUACAAGUAUACACACUCAGGCCCUUUCUUACAAUGCUGCAUGAGAUUUUUUUUUAUUUCUUAGAUAUGUUCAUGUUCAUUUUUACAUGUAUUUUUUAAUGACAAUGCUGGAGUUCACUGUCAUGGCAGUUAUAAACAUGAAUUAACCAACUAACACCAAACAAAACUUUUUUAAUUCUAAAUGUAUGUCAUAUUUCAUAUCAGAUCAUAUUUUCUAAUGUUUUUCGGUUUUUGUAACAGAUUUUCACACUGUGUAAAAAAUGUAUGAUAUGGCAACUUGGUAUGACUUUUUUUCUGUUGUGAAUAAAAAACAUGUUCCUUCUUA